CUAAGGACUCAGAGUCGGGGCUCUUAGCUACUGGAACCUCUUUAUCUCUCUAUGAUGUUCUCCUAGCGGCACAUGUGGAUGGCCCAGUAGGUCCACCAGGUCAAGGGAUCCUUGAUAAUGAAGGGCAUGUAUCAACUUACUCCACGCUCGCUUCAUCAUCCGAGAACCAUGAUGGGAUACUCCCUUCCUCUGACGCACUGCUUCAUCAAUCAAAGGAUGCGACUGAUUGUGGAGAUAUACCAAGCCAAUCUGCCCAAGGGCGACCUAUUUACAAUGAAGGUACCGGGUCGCACGAUAUCUUGCAUACCCUUCUGUUGUCGAGCCUUCGAGAACCGCAUAUUCAAAAUAUGGCACAAAUGUUGAAGCAAGUCAUGAAUGACGCUGGAGGUGAGGUUAAACAGAUGCAAGAUCAGAUGGAACGGGAAAGGGCAUCUUCUCAAAAGCAGAUCAAAGAGCUUGAGAGCCAUUUCAUAAGCGUGAACAAAGCGCAAGCAUCCGAAAUCAAAAUGCUGCAAGAUGAGCUUAAUAACAAACAGAUUAGUGCAAGGUCAGCGGUCACCAACACGCAGCAGCAGGUUCAGGAACUCGAUCAAUCAACGAUCCUUCUGAAGCAGCAAAAUGCGUACUUAUCUGAAAAGCUUGCGCGCAUGGAAACUCUAAAUAAAGAGUUAGAGAUGGAAAGUAGCCUUCGUAAAAUGGCGGAGGAACACAUGCAAACGAUUCUGUUUGUCGUACUAGAGCCAAUGUCUCCGAGCCAGACCACCGUGAUCGCCAAACGCCAAUUUGAUCCCCAUCCUUGCACUGAACUCCCUCCCAGAGCGCUCAGGCCUGCGGGUGUCACAGCAUCUCGAAGAGCAUUCUCCAUAACCGCACCUGAACUUUGCAAAGAUUAUCCUUACGUCUUGCAAACAGAAAAUGACACUCUUUAUGUUCCAUAUCGUGAGUAUCGGGGAAGUUGUCCACCUCUGGCCGUGCCUCGUGGAGAUUCGUAUGCACACCCGGGCGAUGUCUAUAUUGACUUCAGCAAGGGACGCCACGCCCUCUAUGGAUGCACGAAGACAGAUUCACAGGGAAUAACGUGGGUGAAAUGGCGAGGGCCUGCUCCUACAGACUCCACCACUAAAGCGCAUCUGAAACCUCCAUCAGUCGCUUCCGUUUUCAAAUGGACCCUUAUUCAGUAUCCAGAUCCAUGUGGAUUCAAACGCUACUUAUGGUGUGACGGUCAGAACGUCUCAUGGUGUUCAGAAGAAGACGUCAAAGCAAGCAGAGCAAAGCUAUUGGCGGAUCUUGACCCAAGCGCAAAGUCGUAUAUCGGUGGAGAGUGGGUAAUUGAAAAGUUACUUGCGUAUGAAAGAGGUCUAUCCUCCCAAACCAACUCGAAGCGCGCUCUUCUCGCACAGUCAGACUCAAGUCAACAUGCCGAAGGUCCAUCGCAGAAAAGAGUAAAGACAACCACUGCCGAAAACAUACAGCCUACCGGACUACAAUCAGGUUCGACAAAAAUCUCAGUCUCAACGCAGGCAGAAGAUACAACCCAGAAACAUGACGCACAGCUGGAUCCUCCUCCCAACGCCUCUUCAUCUACACCAGCUCCCCGCACUCGCCAGGUCCAAGUUGUUGGGAACCCUGGCUUACCUAGUAGCUCUCGCGAUCGACAGAAUCAUGAUAUUCCGAAAAUGUUUACAGACGACAAUGGUACACGGAGGUUCUGGGCGAUGCAAGAAAUGUACACGAAAAACCUCGUCGCUUUGGGGCAGGAACUUCGCUCCAUUCGUGAAACGAAUGUGAAACUUCGAACAGACCUUGACCAUAAACUGGGUGCGCUUGCCGUGGUACCUGCCCCAGCUGUGGUCCCCAAUCCCCGCUUGCAGGACGCAUCCACGGACUGCGAAGGUUUACUGGGUGCUGGUGACAGCGUGAAAAACGACAUCUUCCAAGUAAAACCACCUGUCGAACGUGUUCCAGAGUCUGGUUCCGCUGACGACGACACCUCAUGUGCUCUCAUUUUGCUAAGUUUACAAGGCCCGACCAAAGGAAACCUAGCGCUUAGCUUUCGCCAAGCAAUGAAAGAGGCUCUCCAUGAAUCUGAAUUGGCGCGUGCUAAAAAUGAAAAACUGCAGGCAGAAAUCAACCAAGAACGUUUGGCUACUCAGAAAAAGAUAUAUGAUCUCGAAGAACGACUAACCCGCGCGAAGCGACAGUUUGUCCGUGAUUUUGAGAGUCUGAAGGUAGAUUGUAUGGUGGAACAACAUCUUCACGACGAGGCCGAGGGGGAACUGAUACGUCAAUCUGCUGAACAGGAAGAAAAGCUGCGUAACAUUGAAAUCUUACAUAUGCAAGAGGAGGAAACCUUGACCCUUGAGCUGCAUGUGGCAGUCAAUCGAGCAGUUGAAGCAGAGGAGCAAUGGGCUGCAGCACAGAAACAAAUAUCUGAUUUGGAACAUGGGUUAAGCCUUGGUACAUAUUCAAAUCAAUCAGUUAAUGACCGGUUAUCCGAAAAACUAGAGCAAGCCGGAACUGCACAUGCUUCACAGGUAGAAGGACUGAAGACAGAACUUCAGAAAGAACAAAAUCUUCGUCAUGAGGCGGAGAAGAAACUACAAAAUCUUGAAGGCAAUCUGUUGAAAAUGACUCAGUUGAUGCACUCUAUGCUUCCUUCUGGUUCGCAGCCCGAGAAUUGAGGGCAAGUACGUCAGCAAAGAGCACACCAUAUUAUACAACACUUUUAUUAUUGUACUUGUAUUGUUCAUGUAUCAACGGCAGCACCUGGAAUAUUGUACACCGACAUCGUGUACCAUCCUAUAUCAAAUUGACAUGAUUGAUGUUCGCAGC
Molecule: messenger RNA, 2832 nt
Organism: Serpula lacrymans var. lacrymans S7.9
Lineage: Eukaryota; Fungi; Basidiomycota; Agaricomycetes; Boletales; Serpulaceae
Exons: 16
Coding region: 348-2681 (777 amino acids)
Biological process (GO): chromosome organization involved in meiotic cell cycle; telomere maintenance via recombination; telomere maintenance via telomerase
Cellular component (GO): Mre11 complex; condensed nuclear chromosome
Molecular function (GO): single-stranded telomeric DNA binding; G-quadruplex DNA binding; double-stranded telomeric DNA binding
Source: RefSeq, a predicted model, not a curated record